Drosophila rhopaloa is the source of this 2926-nucleotide messenger RNA. It is a transcript of the gene Su(H), whose product is annotated as suppressor of hairless protein. The record is from RefSeq and is a predicted model, not a curated record. Gene Ontology annotation, molecular function: DNA-binding transcription activator activity, RNA polymerase II-specific; RNA polymerase II cis-regulatory region sequence-specific DNA binding. The coding region runs from base 422 to 2209 and encodes 595 amino acids. Gene Ontology annotation, cellular component: nucleus. The transcript has 4 exons. Lineage: Eukaryota; Metazoa; Arthropoda; Insecta; Diptera; Drosophilidae. Gene Ontology annotation, biological process: regulation of transcription by RNA polymerase II.
UCGAACUAUCGAUACAACGUCAACAUCCUCAGUCGCUUUUUUUUAGUUGUAGCAUAUUAUAAAUAUAACUCGAGCGCUAGUUGCAUCGUUAAACAGAAGCCAGCCGCUACGACCGCUAGUCGCUAGUUAAGAUCUGCUUAAAAACAAAAAUAUGUGAUUAGUGACCAGAAACUAGCCGCAAUCCCAGCCAGAAACGACAACAACAACAAAGCCAAUCCGCGAUUAAGAGGAAGAGAGUGCGUGAGAGAAACGACAGCUGCUCUGCGUGUGUGUUGGUGCAGGAUAACAAAUACAAAACAUACAACAACAACAAGAACGAACAGUGUCAAAGUGCCAAACGAAUUUGCCAAAUAAUAAAAACAAAAUACAUAAGCCAACCGCUUCGAAUUCCAACCAGUUCAAUGCAAAGACAUGUGCAUAAAUGAAGAGCUACAGCCAAUUUAAUUUAAACGCCGCCGCCCCGCCCGCCAUUGCCUACGAUAGUUCAGUUGCAAAUCUAAAUCCCAACGGAUCGCCACUCGAUCAUAGUCACCAGCAACAACAACAACAGCAGCAGCGCCAGGACAUGCCGCACUUUGGACUGCCAAGCGGUCCUCAACCGCCGUCGUCGCAGCAGCAGCAACAACUACAAGUGCACCACCAACAGCAGCAGCAGCAACAACAACAGCAACACCAGCAGCAGCAACAACAAAUGCAAAUGUCCUUGCUACCAGGUCCUUAUCGGCCUCACAUCGAGGAAAAGAAACUUACGCGGGACGCCAUGGAGAAGUACAUGCGCGAGCGCAACGACAUGGUCAUCGUUAUCCUGCAUGCCAAGGUGGCCCAAAAGUCCUACGGCAAUGAGAAGCGUUUCUUCUGCCCACCGCCAUGUAUCUAUCUGUUCGGAAGCGGCUGGCGUCGGCGGUACGAGGAGAUGCUGCAGCAGGGCGAGGGCGAGCAGGGGGCUCAGUUGUGCGCAUUUAUCGGAAUCGGAAGUAGCGACCAGGACAUGCAGCAGUUGGAUCUCAAUGGCAAGCAGUACUGUGCGGCCAAGACGCUCUUCAUCUCCGACUCGGACAAGCGAAAGCAUUUCAUGCUGUCUGUGAAGAUGUUCUACGGCAAUGGGCAUGACAUCGGCGUGUUCAACUCGAAACGGAUCAAGGUGAUAUCCAAGCCGUCCAAAAAGAAACAGUCGCUGAAAAAUGCCGACCUGUGCAUAGCCAGCGGCACCAAUGUUGCCCUGUUCAAUCGCCUGCGUUCCCAGACCGUCUCCACCCGUUAUCUUCACGUGGAAAACGGACACUUCCACGCCUCUUCAACUCAAUGGGGUGCUUUUACGAUACACCUGCUGGAUGACAACGAGUCCGAAUCGGAGGAGUUCCAGGUGCGCGACGGUUACAUCCAUUACGGAGCCACGGUAAAGCUGGUGUGCUCUGUUACGGGCAUGGCCCUGCCCCGGCUGAUCAUCCGGAAGGUGGAUAAGCAGAUGGCCUUGCUGGAAGCCGACGAUCCUGUCUCGCAGCUACACAAGUGUGCCUUCUACAUGAAGGAUACGGACCGAAUGUACCUUUGCCUGUCGCAGGAGAAGAUCAUUCAGUUCCAGGCCACGCCCUGUCCUAAAGAGCCAAACAAAGAGAUGAUCAAUGACGGCGCCUGCUGGACCAUCAUCUCCACGGAUAAGGCUGAAUAUCAGUUUUACGAGGGCAUGGGUCCCGUGGCUUCCCCAGUCACUCCAGUGCCAAUUGUUAAUUCUCUGAAUCUCAAUGGCGGCGGUGAUGUGGCCAUGCUGGAGCUUAGUGGCGACAACUUCACGCCGCAUCUGCAAGUGUGGUUCGGCGAUGUGGAGGCGGAGACCAUGUACCGCUGCACGGAGACGCUGUUGUGUGUGGUGCCCGAGAUUUCCCAGUUCCGCGGCGAAUGGCUUUGGGUACGACAACCCACACAGGUGCCCAUUUCGCUGGUGCGCAACGACGGUAUAAUUUACGCCACUGGUCUGACCUUCACUUAUACACCUGAGCCGGGUCCUCGGCCGCAUUGCAAUACCCAGGCCGAAGAUGUGAUGCGGACGCGACAGAACAAUAAUAAUAACAACAUCACUAGCAUUAGCAACAAUAAUAACAGCAACAACGCGGGAUCACCGGCAGGCGGCAGUAUGCAACAGCAGCAGCAUCAGGCGCUGCCCUCCAUCUCAGAAGUGCAAUGGAAUAGUCAUGGUAGCGGCUUGUCCUGAGUGCAGGAUUAUUGCGUCGCACAUUUAUGUAUCCUAAGUUAUUUAUAGUUUUUAUUGGAGACCUUAGUUUGUAGAUUGACGAUUUUUCUCAUAUUAAUUUUCCACCUCUCAUGACGUGAACGAAAUGUGUCCCCUUCUCUCUAAAGUAAAUCAUCCUACAUACAUGUAUCUAGUGCUAGUUUGGAACCAAUAGAUUUGUAAAUGCAACAUAUAACUCUGUACAUAACUCGAAAAAGCUCACUGACAUAUAUAUUUGUAUGUGCAUGAAUAUACAUCUACACAGAACAUAUAAUUCUAGUUAAAUAUACAAUUUAUAUAAGAUUAUAGAAGAUUUUUAGCAGCGGUUGAAAUAUUUAUGAUUUUCGUUGCUAUGAAUUUCUAAAGACUGCCAAAAGGAAAAAGUACUUCGAAAUACCCCAGAAAACCUGGAGCCUGCUUUAUAAAAUACCAGGAAGUAGCCACGCUACAUAAAUACAUUCCAAUUCACCCUUAAACUUUAUAUAAAGUCAAAGACAAAGUCAAAAGGGAAAACUUUUUCUGUACAUACAGUUUUGUUGCAUUUUUUAAAAUAAUUAACUCUUUGGAAAUUCGUAGCACAAAAAGUUUCAUAUAAUAUUUUGUAUAAUAAAAUCGCAGAAAGACAAGUCGGCGAUUUAUUUAAGACUAAGCAAAAAGCCCAAUAUGAAUAAAAAAAGAAGAAAAUCCGAAAUUAUGACA